Drosophila bipectinata is the source of this 3319-nucleotide messenger RNA. It is a transcript of the gene Muc68D, whose product is annotated as Mucin 68D. Lineage: Eukaryota; Metazoa; Arthropoda; Insecta; Diptera; Drosophilidae. Gene Ontology annotation, cellular component: extracellular region. Gene Ontology annotation, molecular function: chitin binding. The record is from RefSeq and is a predicted model, not a curated record.
AUGCAAAUUGUUCUUUUUCUUUUGGCUAUUAUUUGGACUGUCCCCCAGACUUUCGCAAAGGAUUCGUGUGCGGGGCAGCCAUUUGGAUCUAGAGCUAUCGACCCGCAGGAUCCUUACUCGUAUGUCCUUUGCCUGGGUCUGCUGGGUCAGAUAAAGAGCACAUGCCAGGAUGGACUUAAGUUCGAUGCCGUUUCUCAGGCCUGUGUUGUAGAAAAGAAAGAACUGCAGCCUUCCAAGAAAGAAACCAAAAAUGAACUUAAAAUCGAACAAGAAAUUAAGGUUGACAGGCCAGUGAUCUUCAACAUUUUUGGUAAUUUAAAUUUCUUCGGAAGCUUAUGGGGCUCUUCUCAAGAAGUCACACCAUCGCCUCUAACUGGGCAUUCCGUCGCACAACUGCAGUUCUCCAACCUCGCAGCGGAAGUUCAUCCUCAAUCUUCCAUAAUUAACAUCAAAAAUAUCAAUAAUUCGAACGUGACUUCCAAGGACCAAGCAUUUGGUUCCGAGAAACAUUCAUCUUUCGAGUCAUUUUCAGAGGAAAAUGUUUCUUCCACGGAAAUCCCAGAUUCGGAGACAUCUACAGAGGAAACCCUUUCCUCCUCGGAACCAUCUCUGGACAACAAUGAACAUGAUUACCUAGCUAUAGACUCAGGAUCCUCCGAAAGUACAACAGAAGAGAAUGGAAUCUCAGAAAUAUCAACCACUGAAGGAGCGCUGGAGAGUUCAACUGAGGGUGGCAUUCCUGGUUCUGAAAGCCCAUUAAAUGAAGAAUUAUUCCUAGAAAUUGCUGGCACAACUGAAGAGGAUAAUAACAGCUUGGAGAACCCAACCACAGAACCAUCGCCUGAAAGUACAACUGAAGACAGUAUUUCUAGUUCAGUGAACCCAUUGGAGUUUAAUCCAUUUCUAGAAAUAUUGCCUGAAAGUUUCACUGAAGAGAGUUUAUCAUCAUCCGAAAAUCCAUCCACUGACUCCACUUUGGAAGAUAAUGCUUUUUCUGAAAAUCAAAGCACUGAACCCUCACUUGAAAGUACAACUGAAGACAGUAUUUCAAGUUCUGUAAACCCUUUGGACUUUGAUUUGUUUCUAGACAUAUCCCCAGAAAGUUCUACUGAGGAGAGUAUAUCUUCAUCCGAAAAUUUAUCCACUGACUCCACUUUGGAAGAUAAUGCUUUUUCUGAAAAUCAAAGCACUGAACCCUCACUUGAAAGUACAACUGAAGACAGUAUUUCAAGUUCUGUAAACCCUUUGGACUUUGAUGUAUUUCUAGACAUAUCCCCAGAAAGUUCUACUGAGGAGAGUAUAUCUUCAUCCGAAAAUCCAUCCACUGACUUCACUUUGGAAGAUAAUGCUUUUUCUGAAAAUCAAAGCACUGAACCCUCACUUGAAAGUACAACUGAAGACAGUAUUUCAAGUUCUGUAAACCCUUUGGACUUUGAUUUAUUUCUAGACAUAUCCCCAGAAAGUUCUACUGAGGAGAGUAUAUCUUCAUCCGAAAAUUUAUCCACUGACUCCACUUUGGAAGAUAAUGCUUUUUCUGAAAAUCAAAGCACUGAACCCUCACUUGAAAGUACAACUGAAGACAGUAUUUCAAGUUCUGUAAACCCUUUGGACUUUGAUGUAUUUCUAGACAUAUCCCCAGAAAGUUCUACUGAGGAGAGUAUAUCUUCAUCCGAAAAUCCAUCCACUGACUCCACUUUGGAAGAUAAUGCUUUUUCUGAAAAUCAAAGCACUGAACCCUCACUUGAAAGUACAACUGAAGACAGUAUUUCAAGUUCUGUAAACCCUUUGGACUUUGAUUUAUUUCUAGACAUAUCCCCAGAAAGUUCUACUGAGGAGAGCCCAACAACAGAACUAUCAUCUGAAAGUACAACUGAAGACAGUAUCUCUAGUUCAGUGAACCCAUUGGAAUUUAAUCCAUUUCUAGAAAUAUUGCCAGAAAGUUCUACUGAAGAGAGUAUAUCUUCAACCGAAAAUCCAUCCACUUUAGAAGAUAAUGUUUACUCCAGUUCCUCCAUUUCCAGUUCAGAAAAUCAUUUGGUCAAUGAGCCAUCUGAAGAAAGUACUACCCAGGAGAAUAAUGAUAGCUCUGAAAGUCCUGUAACUGAACCGUCUCUGGAAAGUACAACAGAGGAAAGCAAUUCCAGUUCGGAGAAUCCUUUGGUCACUGAGCCAUCUGAAGAAAGUACAACCCAGGAGGAUAAUGGUAAUAGCUCUGAAAGUCCUGUAACUGAACCGUCUCUGGAAAGUAAAUCUGAGGAAAGUAUUUCUAGUUCAGAGAAUUCCUUGGUCACUGAGCCGUCUGAAGAAAGUACAACUCAGGAGGACAAUGGUAGCACUCCAGUUACAGUCACUGAACCGUCUCUUACAACUACAACCGAGGAGGAUAAUGGCAGCUCUGUAAGUCCAGUUACUGAACCGUCUCUUACAACUACAAACGAGGCGAAUAAUGGUAAUGGCGGCUUGAAGUCAAAGGAAUGGUCUGGUAAGAAACCAAAGGAGGUGAAUGCCACGGUCUGCACCAACCUGCCCAAUGGAGUCUUUUUGCGAGAUCCCACAUCUUGCAACAAGUUCUAUAUCUGCCUCAACGAGAAGCCCAUGCCUGGCAGUUGUCCCAGUAAACUGAACUUUGACAUCAAGAACAAGGUUUGUAAUUAUCCCAGGUUGGUGGACUGCUCCGUCGAUGAGAUACCAGAGGUAGUGACUAAAAAGCCAUCUGAAGAUAAUACCGUGCCCGACUGCAGGUUCCUGCAUAAUGGUGCUUAUAUAAGAGACCCCAAGUCUUGCAGCAAGUUCUACGUUUGUGCCAAUGGUCGCGCCAUAGCCCGGGAAUGUCCUCGAGGACUGUACUUUGACUUUACGCUCAAUUUCUGCAACUAUCCUGGCCAGGUUCAGUGCUCCAUUGGCGAGAGUUCGUCAGGAUCUCAUCGCCCUCUGAGUAGAGCCAGUCUUCCGGAUUGCAGCAAAGCCGUAGAUGGAACUAGAUUUGGAGACAUCAAGAUGCGCAAUAAGUACUAUUCCUGUCUGAAGGGAAAGGCAAUCCUCAACUACUGCAGUCCAGGAAAGUGGUUCGACGCCGACAAACAGAAAUGUAUCCUUCGAGGUUGAUGAUUUUAAUCAAGGACUAGCCAUAAUCUGAGCUCAACUAUAAGAGCUGUAAUCUAGUUAUAGGAAAAUGGUGAUGGGGUAUAUAUACAUAAAAAUGGGUAAAUGGGUAACAUAAAGUCUAUUAUUUUAAUGUGGUUACUGGAACAUACAACAAUUGCAAGUUGUCUCGAUCAGACUACUGUUUAAAAACGAAUAAAGAACUUACACACGAUAA